AUGCGCAAGGGAACCGCCGCCCUGAAGCGUCAGCAGGUGGCGCAGCUGCGCCAGCACCAUCAGCAGCUGCUGGCCGCCGCUCCGGAGCUCGCCUUGGCCUCCUCGUCGCGCCUGGCUGCGGCCCUGAUCUCGUCGGCGGUGGCCCUAAGCGCCUCCUCGUCCGCGAGCCUUGUAAAUAAUCAUCACCACAGCCAUAUGCAGCAGCCGCAGGCGCGCCAUCACCACCAUCAACAUCCGGCAACAGCUCACAGGCAUCACCAUCAGCAUCACCACCACCACUCACAUCACCACUCGCACCACCAUCAUCAGUGUCGCUCGAAACGCAAACUGCAGAAACUGUAUUAUACGCUUUGCCGUUAGAUCUGUAACUUAACUAUAUCUAUGUAUACUUGUGUGAGAGAAAGUUUCUUAGAACCACCAGCAUCAUCAGCACUUAGCUUAAGUCGAUUCACACCUAUCACGUCCCUUUUUAAAAGUUUUGUAUAUGUAUUUAUUUAUUCCAUUUAUUUUUUGUACUCCUUACACGUCUCAUUUUCGUAAUUGUCCCCAAACUGAAGGAAUAAUCUCAUCAGUGCAAUAAUAUAGAUACAUCUAAAGGUAUAUACUUAUAAAUAUAUAUCGUGCUGAUUUUAAAAUCAUCUCUUAUUUUAUAAAAACACUCCAAUCUAUUUAUUUGUAAUUGAAAAAGAUUUGUGAUUUGCGCACAUGAUAUAAACUUCGUAGAGCAUCCACUGUAAUUGUAGCGUGUCUCAAGCAAUUUUCGUUUUAAGAACCCCAAGGAAUUUAUAUAUCAUCCCGCACAGACGCAUUAACCUAACCAGCCUAGAACACACACACACACCCCACAAAGCCCUCUGAUUAAGUAUUACUUAGCGUAAGCUUUACUUUAAGUUGCAAAUGGCAAGAGAAUCACAAAAAAAUGUACUUUACUUAGGUGCAAAGUAUCAAAUUUGUGAGGCGAGAAUCUGCAGUAGCAGUCUUCUCGUCCAGGUAUAUAGUAUACGUAGAUUUUUUCUGAUUGUGCUGGGCAAGUCAAUGAAGUACUCAAUGCGAAUAAAGUGAAUUUUGCCAAGUCAGAUCCGAGAAAUAAUUGUAAUGGCGCGCGUUCCUUAAACUAAAUAUACCGAUAUGGAGAUCAUUACCGCUUCCGCUUAUCCAACAGACAAGGCAGACGGCAAAAACUUAUAGUGCAUAUGAGGGAAUAAUUACACAAAAUUUCGUACCUUUGUAGAUCUUGCAGUUCAAAAUUGCUUUAGAGUUUGUCGCUGUACAUUUUACGGAUUAAAAUGCACAAAAACGUUUAGGCAAGAAACCUAUUAACUAAAAAUACCGACGGUCAUACCAUAUUGAUGUGUAUGUAGAUUGUAAAUUAAACAUUAUAAAUGAAAACGCUGCGAAUUUGAAACCAAAAAAGUUCAGAGAAAACCCAAAAGAAUUCCCAAAUGUAAAUUCUAUUGAUUUUUGUGGUCUGGUAAUAAAAUGAAUAAGCAUACAUAUAUGGAUAAAA
This is a messenger RNA of Drosophila takahashii, 1507 nucleotides long. The record is from RefSeq and is a predicted model, not a curated record. Lineage: Eukaryota; Metazoa; Arthropoda; Insecta; Diptera; Drosophilidae.